This is a messenger RNA of Silurus meridionalis, 2678 nucleotides long. RefSeq names its product metalloproteinase inhibitor 3. NCBI's taxonomy places the organism in Eukaryota, Metazoa, Chordata, Actinopteri, Siluriformes, Siluridae. The transcript is spliced from 5 exons. Bases 142 to 780 code for a protein of 212 amino acids. The record is from RefSeq and is a predicted model, not a curated record. Gene Ontology annotation, cellular component: extracellular matrix. Gene Ontology annotation, biological process: negative regulation of membrane protein ectodomain proteolysis; negative regulation of endopeptidase activity. Gene Ontology annotation, molecular function: metalloendopeptidase inhibitor activity; protease binding.
GCGCUCCUUUCUGCUCACACACACUUACACUCACACACACGCGGAACACAGAGCGUUCGCUCACUCAGUCCGGAUCCGACACACACAGAGAGAAGAAUUUUAUAUUCGACGCGAAAAAAAAACAAAACGCAGGUGAAGAAGAUGAAGACCGCGUGUCAGCUGCUCAGCCUCCUGUUCUUGUUCACCAGCUUGCGCGUGGAGGAGCUGGAUGCGUGCUCGUGCGCUCUCACGCACCCGCAAGACGCGUUCUGCAACUCCGACAUCGUGAUUCGAGCCAAAGUGGUGGCGAAGAAGUUGCUGAAGGAUGGACCGUUCGGCACCAUGCGCUACACCGUCAAGCAGAUGAAGAUGUACAAAGGAUUCAACAAAAUCCAGCACGUCCAGCACGUCUACACGGACGCUUCGGAGAGCCUGUGUGGAGUCAGGUUCGACAUCAACAAGUACCAGUACCUCAUCACAGGUCGCGUGUACGACGGAAAGGUUUACACGGGGCUCUGUAACUUCAAUGAGAGGUGGGAAGCCCUGUCCCUGGCCCAGAAGAAAGGAAUGAACCAUCGCUACCAGCUGGGCUGCAACUGCAGGAUUAAGCCGUGCCACUAUCUGCCCUGCUUCGUGACCUCAAAGAACGAGUGCCUGUGGACGGACAUGCUUUCGCACUUCGGCUACCCCGGCUACCAGUCCCGGCACUACGCCUGCAUCCAGCAGAAAGAGGGCUACUGCAGCUGGUACCGGGGCAUGACCUCGCGCGACAAAACGAACAUGAACACCACGGACCCUUGAAAAGACCCCUUUCUAAAAACCUAUAAAAAAAACCCUACAAAAAUAUAGAUUUUAUUCUAACCCGUCACCGCCCAUCCAAAAACCAUUGCCCCGCCCCCUCACAUCACAUGCUCCGCCCCCUCACCUGCCCUGCCCACCCUGCUCAAGGGUCCCCUUCCUUGUUUUCCGAAUGUGUCGAACGACAAUGUUAUUGAUGCCUGUGGUAGCACUUUAGAGGUGAACCGUGUUUGUAACCGUGACAUAUCGCCGAGGCGGUCUCCACGGAUACGCGGGCCGCAACGCCCUCGACGGAGAGACAAGAAACGAGAAAUGAAAUUGGGGUUAGAAAAAAAAACUAAACAAAACAAAAAAGCAGGUCUCGUCAUAAAUUGCCAUAAAUACGGUUGCGUUAUUAUUAUUAUUAUUAUUAUUAUUAUUAUUAUUAUUAGUUUCUGCCGAUUUCUUGUCUCAGUUUUCAGUUCGCUUUUGAGAAUGCACUAAACGGUCGCUUCAAAAAUAUUUGGUCACUCUUAAUCGUAAAGCAAUAAGUGCUACUGUGAAACGCGAUCCGGUCCGGUUCCCGGGGAUCCGUGUGCCUGCCGUCAGCAUUUACGAAAGCAAUACGAAAGCGGUCCUCGCACCGAUUCGAGUGGUAUUUUUAUUUUUCGCUGAUUUCGAACGUGACGAGGAAACUGUAUAGACCCACAGUGUAUACUGUAUAAUAUCUAUCUAUCUAUCUAUCUAUCUAUCUAUCUAUCUAUCUAUCUAUCUAUCUAUCUAUCUAUCUAUCUAUCUAUCUAUCGCCUGUCUCGGAGUUUUCGUGCUGUAGUUGUUCCGCUUUCCCGUAAUAUAAUCUCCUGCGUUCGAUGUUUUAUUUGUUUGAAAUAGUCGAUGAAUAAUAAUGAUAACAGAGUUAUAAUGUAUAUUUUUUACAGAUAAUAAUGAAAAAAAAAGCGCACGUUUUCGGGGAUGGAGGGAGGGUCCGGUCGAGUUUUUAUUUCGGAUCCUUUUUCUUUUAUGGUAUAAGCUAAAAAGUAAAAAAUGAAUAAAAACGAUGACCCGAUUAAAACCUCUGUGGGGAUAAUGCGUCUAAAACGAUCUAAAAAAAAUCCUACACGUGUACAAAGAUGGCGAUUAUGUGAUAUGAUGGUACUUUAAUGUUUCGGAACAAAAAAAAUAAAUAGAAAGCGCUACCAGAGGUUUUAGUUCGAAAAUGUGCAAAAGUAUUGGGACACUUUUCUUUUUUUUCUUUUUUUUUUUUCUUUUUUCUUUUUUUUUUGCGUCUGUUUUUUUUCCCUCCCGACACCGUUAUCACUCGUGGCUGAAGGCGCACAAUUUUACAGGACGAUUUUCCCGAACCUGUACAAGUGCUGCUAUAGAGUCACCCAAACCCAACACCUUUGGAAUAAAAAUGCACCACCAGAGGUUAUUAUAACACCAAAAUGGGACUCGAUGUGAAACGGAAUGUUGAAAAUGCUCGGGUGUCCGCAAACUUUUGCCCAACAAUGUAUUUUGAAGCAUACAGAUUUUAUUUUUUUUUUUAUAUUCACUGUAUAAUCUGACAGUACAAUCUUCCGUUCAUUCCUCUGUAUGAGGUUACGAUGUCUCGGGUGGAGAAAUGAAUAAAUAAGUCAACCGCUAAUUGGAACGUCGGGAAAACCGUCCAAAAUCAUUUUGUAUUUAUGGAUAUAAUCCGGCGAUUGGGAAAAAUCCCGAGGCAUCUUAAUCUCUGUCUUGUAUUAGAUCAUAUAUGUGUUAGUGUGUAUGUAUGUAUGUGUGUGUGUGUGUGUGUGUGUGUGUGUGUGUGUAUAUAUAUACACUGAUUUGUAAGGGGAAAUGUCUUGUAGGAGCUUACAGAAGCGUAAGAUGAUUUUGAAUUUCUCUUUUAUAUUUUUAUAAUAAAAAUUUAAUGAAAAGUG